GAAAUAUAGAUGAAACACCAGUAUUUUUUGAUAUGGUAGGAAAUACUACUAUUGAAGUAAAAGGAUCAAAAACGGUUAAAAUUCAAAUUACAGGAAAUGAUAAAAAUCGUGGGUUAUUAAAGAAAAAAUCAUUAUUGAUUUUGAAUUCUUUUGAAGUAUAUAAAACUCCACAAGUAAAAUUUGCAUUUAAAGAUGAAAAUAGUAAUUUAGCUUGUCAAUGGAUGGCAGUUGGAAAUUUUGAUUUAACCAAAGGUGAUAACAUUAAAAAACCUGGUUAUAAUGUUAUUUAUCAUAUGAUAUAUGAAUCUGAUGGUGAGAAUAAUUAUAAAGCAAAUUAUGAUCGUGAAGUAAUUUUAAAAGAUGAUAUAUCAGCAUAUGAUUCAGAUAUUGAAGAUAAUGAAAAUAAUAUAUUAAGUGAUUAA
This is a messenger RNA of Diversispora eburnea, 422 nucleotides long. The record is from the annotation of a GenBank genome assembly. Lineage: Eukaryota; Fungi; Glomeromycota; Glomeromycetes; Diversisporales; Diversisporaceae.